Messenger RNA from Geodia barretti, 667 nucleotides. Lineage: Eukaryota; Metazoa; Porifera; Demospongiae; Tetractinellida; Geodiidae. The record is from the annotation of a GenBank genome assembly.
ACAGAGCGCUUAUAGUAACAAGGUGUCAGCUAGCUCAACUCGUGCAGAAGGUCGAGAGAGGAUGGAGAAAGGUAGAGUGAGGGAAGAGAGGCCUCGUUCGAGGUCUCCCCAGGCCAGGAGGGAGAUCACGAAGCCCAUGUCUGCAGUCGAGGAGGUCAUCAAAGAGUCACCACAAUACGUCGUGGACAGGGAAAAGACUUGUCCAAUGCUGCUUCGUGUGUUCUGCAGCAUGGGGCGUCAUCACAGAUUGGAUGAGUUCAACAGAAACAGUGUUCCUUCCAAUGAGCUGCAGAUAUACACUUGGUUGGACUGCACUCUGCGAGAGAUGAUGACACUCAUCAGAGAGGGUGACCCCAGACACAAGGCCAGGUACCAUGUUCCGUUCUCCAUCCACCGUGUACCCUGACCCACCGCCGGGGAGCUUCCUCCGGAUGAGGAUCUCUGGCCGGGCAGACUUGCUGGGGGAGGAGGGACAUACGACAACAUUACCCUCCAUUCCAGCAGCAAAGUUUCAAAGUCGUGGAGCUAUGUAGACGUGGCUAUACUCUCUAGGCCACCCAGAGGUCGACUCUACAAGCGUAGUGUGACCUGGUGUUCAUGAUACACCUGCUUAUAUGCUUCUUUCUUUCUUCGAUGAUGUUGCUUUUCAUGGUACACUGUGCCAUUG